AUGCCGUGGUGGGCGGUCCUCGCAGCUGCAACGCUUGCAUCGCGUGCUGCGCUCUCGGCGCCGCUCUCGACCGCCAUGCACUUGCUCACAGCCCGCGCUGUCAACGCGGCUGCUGAGGCCAAGGCCGGCGCGCAGGCGACGCUCAUCGCUACUGCCGCGGCGUGUAAGCGCCGCGGUCUGCCCUUUGAAGAGUUCAAGGCCGAGCUGGCGCGGGCGUCAGCGGCGGCGGCCAAGGUUGCGGCGGCCAAGCACGGUGCAGCGCCUAGCCUACCGCUGCCUGGCGGCCGCGCUGUUCCGUUGCAUGUCUUCCUCCCCUGGCUCCAAAUCCCGGUCUGGAUCACCGCCUCGUUGACCAUCCGGUCGAUGGCGGCGUUCCCUGCGCUCGGCCUCGCCACGCCCGACGCGCCCGUGGCCGGCUUUGCUUCGGGCGGCACUGCAUGGUUUGGCGAUCUCGCUGCGCCGGACCCGCUCCUCCUCCUCCCGACCGCCAUUGUCAUCCUCAAUCUCGCCAAUCUCGAGUUUAUGGCACUUUCGGCGCCGGCCGAGGCCAAGGGCGCCGCCAAGAUCCUCACCAACGUCCUCCGCGGUCUCUCCAUCUUCUCCUUCCCGCUGCUUGUCUCCAUGCCGGCCGGGCUCACCUGGUACUGGGCGCUCUCGUCGGGCUACGGCCUCGCCCAGUCGGUUACGCUGCGCAUUCCCCGCGUCCGCCGCGCCCUCGGCAUCCCGCACACCCCAAUGGAGGACGCGCCGACCGUGUGGAGCCAGAGGCUGGCUGCGCUACGGGCGUCUAAAGCGUCCAAGUCCGAGCCGUAG
Molecule: messenger RNA, 813 nt
Organism: Thecamonas trahens ATCC 50062
Lineage: Eukaryota; Apusomonadida; Apusomonadidae
Product: inner membrane protein COX18
Exons: 1
Coding region: 1-813 (270 amino acids)
Biological process (GO): protein insertion into mitochondrial inner membrane from matrix; mitochondrial respiratory chain complex IV assembly
Cellular component (GO): mitochondrial inner membrane
Molecular function (GO): membrane insertase activity
Source: RefSeq, a predicted model, not a curated record